Molecule: messenger RNA, 960 nt
Organism: Microsporum canis CBS 113480
Lineage: Eukaryota; Fungi; Ascomycota; Eurotiomycetes; Onygenales; Arthrodermataceae
Exons: 1
Coding region: 1-960 (319 amino acids)
Biological process (GO): regulation of transcription by RNA polymerase II
Cellular component (GO): mediator complex; core mediator complex
Molecular function (GO): transcription coregulator activity
Source: RefSeq, a predicted model, not a curated record
AUGGAUGCAGAGAUACUAACACCUCUCACCUCUCUAGAGGCCCGGCUCAACGCCCUGCUGACAUCUAUCACGUCCACCCCUACCGCCUCUGGAGCUCCGGCCGCGACAGUUGCUCUCCUUGAAGCGGACGACGCGCUCAGUAGCGCUCUGCAGACGCUGAGAACACACCAGGCAAAUUACGCCAGGAUCCUUCGACUGCGUGCUGAAGCUGUCAGCCUCGAGGAUCGGGUUCGAGAGACCGUUCGCCAGGUGGGCGAGCUGGGAGACGAGAUCUCUGCAGCUGCUGGCGAAGAUGAGGACUCGGACGAUGGCAUUGAUGUUGACACUGGGAGUGAUAUUGACAUGAGUGAGAGGGAUAAUGACGAGACACAGCAAAACGAAGUGGACUAUAGGUUACUGCUUGGUUUUGCCAGACGAAUAAGCAAGUACAACAACGAAGCUGCUGUUGAUGCCUCCAGCACACGGAUGCCGGCAAAGGAGCAAGCAGAUGGCGACACAGCGGCGGAGACGAACGGGAUGAGAGAGAGGGAAUAUGGGCCAGCUGCAACGCAUGGACAGACGACGGGGGUGGGCAUCGCGUCUCUGCCCCAGGACACCGUCUCCUGGCUGGACGAGACCGCCAACUGGACACGGCUCAUGUCCGCUCUUCCAUACCCAAGUGAGGACCGUAUCCGUGUUGGUCUGAUGGGCCACCUACAUGCCACUGCCGCUGCGGAGGGAAAGGAUGUUGAAAAGGAGGUUGAACGUCUCCUUAUGGCCGCAACACAGAAAAACUCGCCCAAGGAAGACGUUGGAACAUCACCACAGCAGCAGCAGCAGCUUGAUGUAGGUAUUGCAGAGCCAGUUAUUGCGUCUAUAAACCGCCAAGCAACGAACAAUAGCAGCCAUGCUGCAGAGCCUGUGAAAGUGAAGCCAAAGCUGGACCUUGACCUGUAUGAUCCGGACGAUGAUGAUGUGUGA